ACAUAUGCGUGAGCAAGUCGGAAACGUGACUUAAAACGAAUGUGAACAAGACGAUUAACGUGUCGGCAUAGCGGGGGCAAUGUCAAGGUGGCCUAUAAGACCUGGCGCAUCUCUGCCCGUUGAUCAUUUCUCGUCGAGAAACCUGAUCGUUUCACGUAGUGCGUCGAUAGGUAAUAUCAGUUGAUUGUAACGAAGAAAGGAAAGAAAAUAUUAGCAAGCUACCAAAGAUGAGGAACGCUCUACUAUUGUGUUGUGUGUCGCUGCUGAUUGGUGCCCAGGCUACUGGAAAAUACAGGGGCCUAGAAUUUUUAGAGCCCUGCUCAAGGAGCGAUUCGAAAUUGGAAGCCUGCCUUGCCAGAACGGCCAAUACUCUUGUCGAACGCUUCCGUUACGGCUUACCGCAACUGGGUUAUCCAGAAGUGGAGCCAAUUAUUCUCGACGAGUUGCAUAUCGCACUCGGAGGCGGCCCGAACGGUUACAGGGCGCAAUUCAAGAAUAUCACCGCGAGAGGAGUCUCUGCUCUGCGAAUAACUGGUCUUAGGACUAGAAUGACUGACGAUGAGGUGCAACUGCAACUGGCCUUCAGCAUUCCGAGAAUUAGAGCGGCCGCCAAAUACCGGUCUAGUGGAACUUUGAUCUUGGUGCAAGCAAGUGGAGCCGGAGAUUAUUGGGGUGAAUACGAUAGUGUCAAGGCUAAGCUCUUCAUCAGAGCAAGACCAUUUUUGUAUGAAGGCCGUCUUUACCUCAGAUUGCAGCAAUUAAAAAUGGACUUCAGCGUAGGAAAUAUCAGAAUGGGAGUCGAAAACGUGCGCGACACUAAUAGUAUACUGCUGGCGGCGCUCAACCUUUUCAUCAAUACCAACAGCCAGGAAUUAUUGAAGGAAAUGAAACCAGAUCUGAGGAGGAAGUUGGUACAGGUGAUGACGACUUUCGUGGAGAACCUUUUUGCUCAGGUGCCGUAUGACGCCUGGAUUAAAGAUUAAACAAUCGGAUGACAAUUGUCGAGAGCAAAACCCAAUCGUUUGCGUCAUUAGUGCACUUUUAAACUGCGACGCAAGACUUAGCGCAAGAAGAAAACAUUAUUAUCUUGCACAGUCACCUCUGAGUCACAAUGAAAAUCCCGAAUAACAAAAAUGUCUGAUUAUUUUCAAUCAGCAUUUACAAACAAGAAGAGCUUUCAUGAAAAGGUUUUCACGCAAUGAUCGAUUGUCUUUUCAUUCUCGCAUGUGAAUUGCCUGAAUGGCAAUGUGCAACUGCAGAGAUUAAAUAAUUAUGCUGCAUAUACAGGGUACUUCGUAACUCAAAAUUCGAGCGAAAAUUCUGUGAAAAUACUACAUUUUGUUAUUUCCCUUGUAAAUUAUUGUAUGAAGCAUGAUUGUGGAAAUAUUCGUAGAAAAAAUUUAAGAAAUUUGGAUCUUAAAAUUACAAAUCUCAAUAACAAAUAUAAUUAUAUACACACACGUAUACGUAUAAUUUAGAAUGAAUAUCAAUCAUAAAUAGCGUGUAAGAUGUUCAAGUUAUCGGGAUGUACUUUCAUUAGCGUCAUACGUGGAGAAUUUAAUUAAGAAUUAAAUAAUGACGACUUGCUACAAAAAUAUAUAUAAUUAUAAAAAGCAAGUUCUGUAAGUUCUGUACACAAUUAUAUGUAUAUAUAGAUGAGGAUAUAUAAUAUCCAUUCUCUUUUUCUAGUAUACAUUAAAUAAGAUAGUGUUGUUUAUUUAUGAAAAUAAUUGUUAAAUUAGCCCAUUGUUUUAUAUGCUCGAUUUUCGUGUAUAUCUUCGAUGCGCUUAAAUUUAGAAUAAAUUGUACGCGUCUAAUUUCAUUAAGUCUUUAUACUCCUCUAUUACACUGCCAAAUUAUAUUUUGUAACGUUGUAAAUAGAUAUCAAUCAAUACAUAAAUUAUGCAUUCGCAUGGAAAUGUUCACAGAAUUCACAUUUCUUUGUAGCGAAGUCUUUACAGUCCGCCGUAACUUGAGCUAGAAAUAAAUAUUAGACAAAUAAAAA
This is a messenger RNA of Vollenhovia emeryi, 2005 nucleotides long. It is a transcript of the gene Jhbp2, whose product is annotated as protein takeout-like. NCBI's taxonomy places the organism in Eukaryota, Metazoa, Arthropoda, Insecta, Hymenoptera, Formicidae. The transcript is spliced from 5 exons. Bases 228 to 983 code for a protein of 251 amino acids. The record is from RefSeq and is a predicted model, not a curated record.